UUAAAAUACUAAGAGUGUUUGUUAAUCGAUUAACCGUGAAAUUACAUUUAACGAUCUAUUCUGUUGAUACAUGUAAAACGGUAGAUUAUUUACCUUGAAAUAAGAAGGAUAUUUUUUGUAAAUUAUAUCAGGACAUCUUUAAUAAAACAGAAAUGGCGGACCAGUUCGAGUGCGAACCUUGCAUGAAAAGAAAGAGACAAUCAAAAGCAAGCAAUUGGUGCUUGCAAUGCGAGGAAUUUAUGUGUGCAGAGUGUACGGCGAGUCAUAGAAGCAUGAGAAAGCUUCAACAUUGUAAGAUAAUAGAAGCCAAAGAUAUUCCUCUCGUUACAAACAUGAGUUUACAGAGUUGUAACAAACAUGGGGGUCUACUACUAAAGUUAUUCUGUGUAGACCACGAUGUCAUGUGCUGCCCGGAAUGCGUGAAUGAAAAUCAUAAAGGUGGCUUCUGUAGGAAUGUAAUGCAUAUCGACGAGGCAUCUACCGGAAUAAAAACGUCACAUAUUUUUGUUGAAUCAAAUAAACAAAUUGAUCAUAUCAUUAAAUCGCUGAAUGGACUUAGAAAUGAAUUGUCUUCUAAUAUUGAAAAUAUUGAACUUAAUACAAAGAAAAUAAAAGAAGAAAUUGCGAAUACAAAAGAAGCCUUGAUUCGGCAUAUUGAGUCGCUUGAAAAGGUUAUGUUGGAAGAACUUAUACAGAAAACGCAAGCAUAUUUGAAGCAAACAAAACGAAGAAUAAAAGAAACAGAAGAAAUUCUUCGAUUAACAAAAGAACACGCAGACGCAUUUGACUUCGUCCAGAAAAACAGGUCUGAAAGGCAAGCGUUUUUAUUAAUUCACAAUUCUAAAGAAAGUUUAACUCGAAUAGAAGAUAGAGUGGCCAAACUUGAUGGUAACUCUCUGCAGUUGCAGAUUUCUUUCGUUGGAAGUUCCCUCGAAGAUGCUGCUACAGAAAUAGGGAAGCUAGAUUUGAUAGAAACAAAACGGACAAAUCCGUUUGCGUCGUCUGUUUUGCGUCAUUCACAGUCUUUUGUCGGAAGGAAAAGUUCAGAUUUCUCGUUUGUUUUUCUGAAAGAAUUGGAUCUUAAACUGUUAAGUGCGUCCCCCAAUUACACAAUUACAGGUAUGGCCAUAUCUGGAGAAAACGAACUCAUGUUAUGCGACAUCAAGAAAUCCAGAAUAAUAUUAUUUGAUACUGCAGAUAUCUACCGCAGUUAUAUCAAAUUGUCGGACAAACCCUGGGAUAUAGCCUCGCUUGGACAAAGUAGUGCAGUUGUUUCAUCACGUGACGUAGACAGCAUACAGUUCAUAGACCUAAAAAAAAUGUCAUUAAUCAAGAACGUUAAAGUCAGAGAUAGUUCAAAGGGAGCUAUUGCUACUACUGACGAAAGCAUUUUGGUUGGAGCCGAUGGUAAAAUACACGUGCUUGAUCACGACGGCUCAGGAAUGAAAAUAAUCACUGUUCCAGCUGAAGGCACAGUCAGUUACAUUUGCACUCCUUCCGUCAACAGCAUUUGUUUUUGUGAUGGAUCCGACGAAACAAAAUGCGUAACAUUUGACGGGGAUCUAGUUUUUAGCUACCAGUCUCCUGAGCUCGUGAAGACCAAAAAUGUUACAGCUGACAAUGAUGGACACAUAUACAUUGUCGGAGAAGACUCUCACAACAUUCAUCAUCUGUCACGUGACGGGAAGUUCAUAGAUAUUGUCCUCUCAGACGAUAAUCAGUUAUACUACCCAAUAGCGAUUACCUUCAGCAAAGACUACAGUAAAUUUUAUGUGGCAUGCAAAUUUUACGACAUACGUGUUUUCAAUGUCAAGAAACGUUGACUUAUGAUUUCCGCGGACAAUAGCGCAUCACUGGUCCAUGCUUGGACAUUUUAUUAGAUUUAGUGCUUUAUAUGUUUUGGUGAUGGUCAAACUGAAAGUUCUAUAUCUUUGUAAUUUACUGGUAAAUAAAAGCUUA
Mytilus californianus (California mussel) is the source of this 1959-nucleotide messenger RNA. RefSeq lists its product as uncharacterized. The coding region runs from base 153 to 1823 and encodes 556 amino acids. Gene Ontology annotation, cellular component: chromatin; nucleoplasm. The transcript is spliced from 2 exons. Gene Ontology annotation, biological process: positive regulation of DNA-templated transcription. Lineage: Eukaryota; Metazoa; Mollusca; Bivalvia; Mytilida; Mytilidae. Gene Ontology annotation, molecular function: ubiquitin-protein transferase activity. The record is from RefSeq and is a predicted model, not a curated record.